Messenger RNA from Hyposmocoma kahamanoa, 4025 nucleotides. RefSeq lists its product as uncharacterized. The transcript is spliced from 12 exons. The coding region runs from base 1 to 2217 and encodes 738 amino acids. Gene Ontology annotation, cellular component: nucleus. The record is from RefSeq and is a predicted model, not a curated record. NCBI's taxonomy places the organism in Eukaryota, Metazoa, Arthropoda, Insecta, Lepidoptera, Cosmopterigidae.
AUGUCGGACCCUAAACGUGCUACGCUUAUAACAGUGGGUGCUUCUAAAAGUGAAAAGAGUAAAGUGCAUAAAACAGUGAGAUUAACUAUAAAUUUAGAUGAAAGCAACGAAAGUAAAUAUCCGGAGCUGAAUUACAAGGAACUAAUCAUAGCAGAAGAGAGGAAAAAAAUAGUGGAAAAUGGCAAAACCAAAGGCCUGGACCCGUUCUCGGACAACGAUGAUGAUGUGGAAAGAGUUGCCAGAAAAUUUGAACAAAAAUAUGGUGGUAAAAGUACAUAUGGCAGAAAGGGCAGAUCGAAAAGAGAUGACUUCGCAGACAUUGGAGCGGGCUAUGAUGAAAAUGAUUCCUUCAUUGAUAACACAGAUGGAUACGACGAGAUGAUUCCUCCAGAGUGUGAUACGUUCUACGGAGGCUUCUACAUCAACAGCGGCUCGCUGGAGUUCAAGAACGUGGAGAACGCUUCCAUGAUGUCUGACGACGAUCGGGGUCCUGGUAGACGGAAUAAGAGGCGUAUCUCAUCAAGCAGCAGUGAAGAGGAGUCGUCAGACAGCUCGUCCGAGUCAGAGAGCCAGGACGAGAAGGACCCAACGGCCAUUGCCAACGGAACGGUUGAUUCGCACAAGACUGAACACAGGAAGAAGAAAAACAAAAAGAUCGACAAGAAGGCGAAGAAAAUACGUAGAACUGAUUCUUCUGCUGCUACGUCUGGUAAACAAACUUCCGAUGGUAAGUCCCUCACUUGUUCGUUACAUCCAAACCUGAAGAAGCUGCUGAUCGCGUCGGCGGCGGAGGGCGCGCCGCACAUCGAGCGGCGGCUGCCGAAGCGGCGCUUCCCCUGGUGCCCGCGCAGCCGCCAGCUGCUGGCGCGCCUCAAGCGCCUGGCGCCCGGCCACGAGGCGGCGGCGGCGCUGCUGGCGCGCCGCGCGCUGCCGCUCUUCCCCAACGGCUUCGUGCGGAUGCCCACGCUGCUGCGCCAGGCCGACCUCAGCAAGGACCUCAAGGCGGGCGAGCUCAAGCGGCAGCGGCUGGGCUCCUCGUCGCAGCCCGUCGCGUCGGUCGCGCCCGCCGCGCCCCUCGCGCCGCUGUCCUUCGCCGACAACAUCCACUUCCCCAGCUCCCUCACCGUCACCACCAUGAAGCCGCAGCCGGACAAGUGCGACGCGCCCUUCGCCGACGACAAGGACAGGUUCAAGUCCUCCGUGUUCGGCGGCUUGAUCAACUUCUCGCUGAGCAAAGAUUUGGUCGUCGAAAAGCAGGAGGACCGGAGGAAGGACGCGGCCGAGAAGCCGAAAGAGGAGGUGUACGUUCCGCCGAAUAACAUCGGGAGCAUUACCAUUACGCCCGUGCCUUCUAAGGAGAAAAUGGCCUUGGAGAAAAGUAAGGAACCUCUGAUAAGGAUUAAGUCCCCGGCGGUGUUGAACGAGAUGGUCAAAAAAGAAAAAGAGAAGGCGCUAGAGAACAUCCAUAGGAGAGAUAAAGAUAAACACAAAAAGGAGAAAAAUCAUUCAUCACAUUCGAUGAGCACGAAUAAAGAGAAAAAAAUUGAUACUCCGUUACAUGUAGACACGAGUUACCAACCGAAACAUUCGCCGCUCACGCCCAGUCCAAAGACGAAACUCGAGAUUAGUCAAAAACAAAUUGAGAGCAUGAGAAUAGCCGAGAACAACAUACCUAGACCUACUUUAGUUCCUGUACACCAUUCGCCUACGUUCAUAAAACCCGAUAAAAGGCCUCCAGAAGUGAAGAAGAAGAAAGAUAUAGUGAUACUGUCAGACAUAGACCCUUUAAGUGAUCUUCAACAAGAACCUCUGGCUGUGGACGACAGUAGCAGUGAUGUAGAAGUGGUGGAAGACAUUAAAAGUGAAAGGCCAAGUGAAAAAAGUGAUUCAGUGCCUUCAAGAGACAAACUCAGUGUGCCCGAAGUGAAUCACAAGGACAAUAGUGAGAGAUAUGUUAAAGACAGUGAACAUAGGAGUGAUAAGUUAGACGAAGCGACAAAAGAGGAUUUCGAUUCUGUGAUGAAGAAUUUGAGGGAUUUGGAGCAUUCGCAAGAAGCUUCCAAAUUCAACAAUUCCUACGGCGGAGUCAUAACCAGUGCAAAACGCGAGAAGUCUUCCAGCCAAUCGGCGUUCAACUCUCGCGGAUCCAUAUUCGGUGAUGCACGCUCCGAAAAAGACAAAUUAACAAAAAUCUUUGAACAAAAUGGAUGGAUGUAGUGCGAUCACCGGUUGAAACCACGGCAGCACUUGUACUAAGCGAGAGAGCAUUGUUGAGUCGAUAAUAGUAUAUUUAUUCUACGGCCUCAGCCACGGUGCUUGUCAAUGCAACGUUGUGCCUUUAAAAGGUACAUUACAUUUUCUCUUUUAUUUUGUUCUUUUGUACUUGGUUUGUAAUUCAUUACACCUGCCCAAAGUAUAUGUACGACGACCUUUGCGGCGUACCUUGGCUUACUAUUUCUAUAUAAUUGUCAAUGAGCUAAAAAACCUUUAUAUUAAUGUCGAAGAGGACGUUAAAGUACAGGAUAGCAAUAUCGUAGUAAAACAAUUUGAUAGAGGGGCUCUUAUGAACUGAGGCGUUGAAAUAUAAUGCUGUAAACAACAAUACAAUCGGUUUGUUAUUGUUAGCUACCAUCGCACGCGCAGAUGACAAUUUAUUACAACCAAUUUAGCUUAUUUGUGUCUUUUUGGUUACGAUGCGCUGUAAGAGCUGUUGCUUAAUAUAUUUAACUUUAGAAACUUGUUUUUAUUAAAUCGUUUUGUGAAUAAAUUCUUUCGACGUUACAUCACUAGGGCGCUGCCUGAUGGCAUAAUUUUAACCCAACUGUUCUUUUGCCUAACACCUCUCAGUUCAUAACUACCCGACGUAUCUAAAUUAGAUCAGACUGGGGGGGCUGGUGUCCGCAACUCGACGUCAAGGCGCCUAUUUUGCGUUUAUUUCCUUAUAAUAUUAUUCAAAUAUUGAUUGUGCUAAAAUUAUUUUCUGAACGUCGACAAAUGUGCGUGUAAAUAAAGUAAUUUAUAAAUUAACGCUUCCUAUUAUAGGUAGAUGGCGCUAAUCCUAAACAAAUAGCCGCCACUAUCCACAAAAAUCAGUUCAAUGAGCGCCAUCUAGUUGAUUUCUUUGUUAUCACUAGAAAUUAGAGGGGCUUUGAUAAAUUGCAGCUCUACAAUGUAAAACAAAUAGGUACUACGCCGUCUUGUAUCGCCAUUAGCGGCCCUGUUUAGAUAUUAGUCCAGCUAUCCAAAUAAUUAUUGAACACAUAUUUCUUUCAACUAUUCAUUAAAGUUCAUAAUUGCGCCCAUGAAUAACCUUAAAGGUGGUCAGUUAUAACUGGAUUAUGAAUCGUAAACGUUGCAUUCGCAAGCAUCAACAAAAUCAAAACAUCACUUGUUGUACUUUACGGAGUUUGAUUUUGUAUAAGUUUAUAAAGACACCUGAUAUUUUUUAUGUGAAAACUGUAUUUGUAUUAUGUUUCACACAAACUACUGCUCCACUACUUUAAAUUGUUGUAUGCAAUAAUAUGAAUUGCUAACGAGUUUCAGAAUAUUCUGACGAAAGUUGUGAAUGCGGUAUCAAAGUUGUAAAUAAUUUUUUUUCAUCACAAUUCAUAAAUAUUCAUUCUAAAUGUAUAUGAAAUCACGUUGCAUGUGUUGAACAUAUUGCUCAAAAUGUUAUCUUUUGUUUUAAAUCUUCCUCAUUUCUAUUUUUAUGUUGUGAUGCUUUUAUUUUUAUCAACAGUAUUGUAAUCUCAUGUACGUAAUACACCGAUAGAAAAUUUGCACACACUACAUUAUGCGUUCAUAUUUUAACGUUCAUUUCAUUCUUUUGUCGAGAUUUUUUAACGCAGAUUUUUUUGUUGGACAGACAGAUCACAAAAUUGAAGAGAUAAUCGACAUUUUGUUGGACAGACAGACGACAAAAUUGGAUAGACAGUCGACAUUUUGUUGGACAGACGGUCGAUAUUUUGUUGGACAGACAGUCUACAUUUCGUUGAACAAACAUUCACUGACGUGCUAUUGAUCGU